AUGCUGAUAAUCUCAUUUGUGCUUUUUGCAAUUGCUCAUCAAGGCUUCUCCUUUCGGGAACAAGUUGUCGGAGUCCGUGGAAAGCUCACCUGCAAUGGAAAAAACCUUAAUUCCGCUGAUGUCAAACUCAUCGAUAAAAACUUUAUUGGUCAGGAUUUUACUCAUUUUUCCAAUUUUUCUAAAUAUUUUACCAUAAAAAAAAAUCAACUUUGUACUACAGGGCCAGACAUCAUUCUCGCUUCUACAAAAACAGACAGUGAUGGCAACUACGAACUUUCAGGAAGAUCAAUGGCUUUUCUUCAAAUGAGCGUUCAUUUGAAAAUUUUUCACGACUGUGACGAUCGAGGAGUUGUGGGUGGUUUUAACGUUCAUAUCUACUUCAAAACUUAUGAGUGCAAGCUUUGAAAAAACAUUUCAAAAGAAAAUCCUACGUUAUACAUCAACUAGAAAGUCCUACCUUAUAGCUAGGAAAAUGACUUUCUCGCUUCAAAGUGAAGAGCUUUACGGAUCCAUAUUUUCUUAUUUAUUUGAUGAACCUUACCGAAUAAUUUUAAGAUAUAUUUUUUCUCAAUUAGAAGUGAAAAUUUAAACACGAAACUUGUUUAUUUUCUUGAAAUGGCUUUAUAACUUUGUCAAAAAAAAAUGUCUCAGCCUUGUCAGCGAACAGUUGACCUCCGAAUCCCGCCAUCAUACGUGGAAAGAAAUGACGUCGUCUCCAACUAUUUUGACGCCGGAUCUAUGAACAUGGCUUUCAAAUAUCCAAACGAACAACGGUCUUGCUUCAACGGAUAA
Caenorhabditis auriculariae is the source of this 792-nucleotide messenger RNA. The record is from the annotation of a GenBank genome assembly. Lineage: Eukaryota; Metazoa; Nematoda; Chromadorea; Rhabditida; Rhabditidae.